Molecule: messenger RNA, 4079 nt
Organism: Ruditapes philippinarum (Manila clam)
Lineage: Eukaryota; Metazoa; Mollusca; Bivalvia; Venerida; Veneridae
Product: solute carrier family 15 member 1-like
Exons: 6
Coding region: 5-769 (254 amino acids)
Biological process (GO): transmembrane transport
Cellular component (GO): membrane
Molecular function (GO): dipeptide transmembrane transporter activity
Source: RefSeq, a predicted model, not a curated record
CCAGAUGAAAGAGAAAAAACCAAAACAUGGUAAUGCAGCAUUAAGUAUAUUUUGUACAGACAAACUAGCAGAUAGCCUUACUAUUGUAUCAAUGGGUACGGACACUUCCGCCUCAACAGACAUUGGUACGCAUAUCAAUGUGAAACCUUUCACAGUAACUAACUUUAUAGAGAUGGAACCCCUCUCAUACAAGAUCUAUGAACUGAGUGAAGAUCUAUCUAUUUUGAUAGACACUACCGCAAAGUUUACUCUUAAAAUGGGAGGAGUGUAUACAGCAUUAGUAUAUGGCAAUGGUUCUAAGUCUGGUGUUCAUUUAUAUGUGGAUGUCACAGAAAACACUGUCUCAAUGGCAUGGAUGAUACCUCAGUACGUUCUCGUCACACUUGGGGAAGUUCUUUUCUCAAUUAGUGGGCUUUCAUUUGCUUAUUCUCAGGCCCCCAUGUCGCUGAAGUCUGUUGUACAAGCUGUGUGGUUACUAACUGUAUCAUUUGGAGAUUUGAUGGUGAUAAUUGUGGCAAACAUACAUUCCAUUCCUUCCCAGAUGUAUGAAUUCUUCCUAUUUGCUGUGCUGAUGUUUUUAGAUACAUUCAUCUUCAUGAUAAUGUCCAUGUUCUACAAAUACAAAGCUAACUCUCUAGAUUAUGCUGAAUUAGGUGAAGAAUCUGAAGAAACAAAUAGUUCAAAAAGACAUGGGGACGAAGAAUUUCCACUGAAAAGCUUUACUACAUCUGCUCCUAGGCACAGUAUUUCAAUUUCUUCUCAAAAUUAAUUGUUACAAACUGUAUUAUACUGUUUUAACAGGCUUUACAGUACCUCUGCAGGUGUAUUUUAAACUGAACUAGAUUUUUACCUUUUUUAACAACAAAAAAGUUUUGAAAAGUACUUGAGCUAGAUGUAUGCUUCAAUUAUAUGUGCUUGUACAUGGCAUUUUUUUCUGAAAGAGCAAUUGAACCAAUACCAAGAAGAUAAAUUAAAUUCCAUCUUGCUUUUGUUUACAUAUUGUUUAUACUACUUAAUGAAUAUUUCUCAGUUACAAAUAUAGAGACACUAAACUCUGCUUAUAAAGAUAUAUAGGGGACUGCCAAAUUUAUAUCAAUAUAUUUCGGAUAUUGUUCUGUCCAAGAAGCCACCAAUUUGAAAACGAGGGUCGGGACUUUGGCAACGGCAACAUUAUAAGCGGUAUAUUGUUAUAAGCAAUAUCUUUAUAAGUGGAGUUUACUGUAUGUGUUUGAAAUCCAUGAUUGAUAAUCAUCUGUGAUAUAUUGAAAACAGCGGGACUGUUAUGUUGCAAUAGUAAAAACAUGAUACUAGACUCAAUAUUAAAGUCCCUAAAUUGCUGGUGUUCUCUGGUGAAAUAUUAUAUAUCAGGGAGUCAUCUUAAGAGCAGAAUUGUUAAGUUACAGCUUGGUGAAGAUUAAAUGUUACCUAUUCACACAUACAUGUGCAAUGAGUCUUAAAAGGGAGGUAAAAAGUGAUUUAAAAAAGUGCAUUUUUUCUUCUGCUAUUUUAAGGCAAUAUUCAAGUAUCAGAUAUAAUAACUUAUUCUUGAUUAUAAAUAAAGAUGCUACAAAAUAAAAUAUAAAUCUAGGCGUAUCUGAGUUUAUAACCUUCAUUUUUCAUUAAAAUAAUUAUUUUUGAAAAGCAGAUUGAUGGAUUGGUUUGAAAAUUUCCGCACAAGUUAUUAAUUAAAUCAAAUUGUAAGUUCAGAAAAAUAACUUAAAUUAAAGAUUGGGUUGAAAACAUGUGUUAAUGAGUUGUGUAUGGAAGUAAUGGACUUGAAUGAUAAGUUUAUUAUAUGUGAUUUUACUAUGGCUUAGUUUAGUAUGAGAAUGUGACUAUUAUGUGAGAUUGAAGUUGUAUUUUUCAUGAUAAAAUUGUGUUGAUUUGGUCAUUUUACACUAUAUUUAUUUACUUAUGUACCUAUUUCAUUGUGUUUUUCUUUACUUAAGAUUUGACAUGAUUUUCACUGAAAAUGUGUACAAAGUCACAAAAUUGAUAUUGCUGCUUAUGAUGAUUAUUUUCUUGUGAGAACGGGUUAUUUCGCUUGAUUUUACAAUUGAUUGUAACAGAAGUUUCAAGUUUCUUCUGGCUGUUCUACAUAAGUCUAUGUUUUUGUUAUGAAAAUCUACCAGCGUGUGUAAUAGCAUCGUGUUAAGGUGUCUGCUUCUUAAACAACGGAGAUCAGGUACAAGCUCUACCUGGGUCACAACCAUGUUUCCUCAAAUGACACCAUUACUGAUUAGUAAAUGUCACCAUUAGUUUGAGGGAGCAGACUUGAGAGUGGUUAAAUAAGUUUAAAGAUUUAGCUUAAGUAAGUAUGAUUAAAAAUAAAUCCACCAGAGAUUGAUGUCCAUCUGUGAUCAUUUUAGCCUAUGUUGGAAAGUGACAAAGGUUUAACCAUCUGAACAGUUUCCUGUGUAUUUUUAUACAAGUUUCAUGGAAUCUAGAGGAUUUUUUUUUUGGGGGGGGGGGGGGGGGGGGGGGGGGGGUGCUAUGUAUGUGUUGCUAUCACUUUUUAAUUAAGUUUUUGCAUGCAAGUUGUCAUCUCUAUGACUAUUGAAAGGAAUGGAUUGAAACUUCACACAAUUAUUUGAGAGCAUAAUAGGUCUCUGUCCAAGACCCAUAACUUUUAACAAGGGGUUUUUUCCCCUCAAAAUAUUAUUAAGGCCCUUUUUCAACUUACAAAAUUCUACAUUAUGCUCGCUCUUCAUUUCCUUUCAAGCACUGAGAGCAGUUGUUUACAUAAUUCUAAACACCUAGGCAAUGCCAGGAAACAUGUCAGUGGUUAUCUGACUGUGGAGUAUGUUAAUACUGUUGUGAAAAAUGUUCCAAAAUGCAAAUGAUACAUGUUUAAUUUACAAAAUCACACAUCUUGUGGUCUUAAAUUGUUAUAAACUAUUGAAUACUCUAUUUAUUUAUUGUUAAAUUUGACUUUGAUGGCAAGAAAUUGUUAGCUGUUGACUAUUGUUAACUUUUGAUUGUUGUUAAUGGUUGUGGAUAUCUAUGUAUAUUUAUUUUAAUUUUAGUGCAUAAUAUAUAAAAGAUGAAUUUAUACUUUGUGAAAUCAGGAUUUUUUUUUACAUUUUAGACUAUAAUUUUUUUUAUGUCUCUUAAUUUUUUUCUCAUUGAGUAUUUUCAUAGAUUAUUGCAAUAAAAGCCUUAUUUUCCUAAUUUGACUGUCUAGUGUAUUUAUAAAAUGACUGCAAAUUACUUUUCUCUACCUAUUCUUAAUUUGAUUUUGUUCUCUGUUUUGUUUAAUGCAUGAAUCUCAUUUGUUUGCUGUUGAAAGAGCUUUCUGUUAUACAUUUACUAUGUUAUAUACAUGUAGUAUAGUGUAGUUGGUAUUUUAUAUUUUUUUUUCUUGUUUAUGUUAUAGUAUUUUAUUUUCAAUUCAUAUGCACAGAUAGAUGUUGCUUUUGCAAACUUGUAAUUUUUUGUGUUAUUUUUCUUAUAUAUACAUUCCAGCUUAUGUAUUUGUGUACCUAAACUUGCAACCAGGAAUUAUUUAAUUUUGCAAUAUAAAAAAAUCAAUAUUUUUAACAAAUCAAAAUUUGUUAUAGGCUUAUUUAGCCUCAAAAAUAGUAAAAUUUUCAUUUUUAAAAGCCUUGCAGUUCAUGUUUUAAGUCCAAAAUGUUUCUAACUUGCCAGAUAGCAGCUGAUCAACCUUUCGUUUCCUUUUUGUUUUAGUGCAUUCAUUCAAUGUUAUAGUGAUUUAGUAAUUUGUAAGAAUCAAUUAUUACUUCAUUGUCCAUUCUACAGAAAGAAAAACUAUUUAUUUCUAUGGUUUAAUGUUCCCUUAUCGUGUUUAUGAUUUUAAUGUGUAUAUUUUCGAGCUUUAUUUGAUUGUAAAAAAUGUUUUUACACUACGCAAAACAGUACAUAAAACUCUUUACCUCACUACAUAUAUGUAUAUGCUGGAAAUCACCUUAACCAAGGGUAUAGGAUAGAUUGGCUACCUUUAACACCAUUUGCUUCAAACUAUUUGAAAAUAUUUUUAUUUUAAAAGUCAUUUUGUUGAUUUCUUUACUUAAAACAGCCAAAAUAUUGUCAUGGUUCUUUCAUAAAUAAAAAAUACAACA